This is a messenger RNA of Peromyscus maniculatus bairdii (prairie deer mouse), 984 nucleotides long. Lineage: Eukaryota; Metazoa; Chordata; Mammalia; Rodentia; Cricetidae. The record is from RefSeq and is a predicted model, not a curated record.
GUGGACGGCGUGGACAUGAAGUUGCCUGUAGUGCUGGAUGGAGGCAAGAUCCGUGUCUCCCAACAUGGGUCUGAUGUUGUGAUUGAAACUGAUUUUGGCCUGCGUGUGGUCUAUGACCUUGUGUACUAUGUGCGGGUCACCAUCCCAGGCAACUACUACCAGCAGAUGUGUGGCCUGUGUGGAGACUACAAUGGGGACUCCAAGGAUGAUUUCCAGAAGCCAGAUGGCUCACAGGCAGCCAACCCGAGUGACUUUGGUAACUCCUGGGAGGAAGCUGUGCCCGACUCCCCCUGUGCGCCAGUGCCUCCCUGCACAGGGGACAGCUGUGGCACUGAAUGCAGCCCUGAGCUGAAGGAUAAGUACCAUGGGGUGCAGUUCUGCGGGCUGCUCACCAGUCCCACAGGGCCACUGGCUGCCUGCCACAAGCUGCUGGACCCCCAGGGCCCCUUGGAAGACUGUGUCUUUGAUCUCUGCCUGGGUGGCGGGAACCUGAGCAUUCUCUGCAACAACAUCCAUGCCUACGUGAGCGCCUGCCAGGCAGCUGGGGGAGAAGUGGAGCCAUGGAGGACUGAAACUUUCUGUCCGAUGAAGUGCCCCCCUCACAGCCACUAUGAGGUCUGUGCAGACACCUGCUCCCUGGGCUGCUGGGCUCUCAGUACCCCACAGCAGUGCCCAGAAGUGUGUGCCGAGGGCUGUGAGUGUGACUCCGGCUUUCUGUACAACGGCAAAGCCUGUGUGCCCAUCCAGGAAUGUGGCUGCUACCACAAUGGGGUCUACUAUGAGCCGGAGGAGUCAGUUCUCAUUGAAAACUGCCAGCAGCAGUGUGUGUGCCACCCAGGAAAAGGCAUGGUGUGCCAGGAUCACAGCUGCAAGCCAGGACAGGUGUGCGAGCCCUCAGGAGGCAUCCUGACCUGCGUCACCAAAGGUGCUGGGCAAGGGGGGCUGGGCUGGUGUGGGGGACACAGGUCAGGGGCUAGGAGCUAA